AUGAAUUAGUAGGCAUACAACAAGUUUGAGGGUGAAGAAAUUCAUACCGAAGAUUUGAAUAUUAAUAGGCAAACUAUAAAUUCUUAACAUCAUCAAUCCUAACAAUAAAGAGAAUCGAUUGUUGAUGAAUCUGUCCGCUUAAAAAAGAAGACAGCUUACCAAUUUAGGGCACUCUUUUACAAAAGCAUUGCUCUCUAAUCUAAAUAAAUAGGCACUAACUUAUGUUAGAUCUUUACUCCACUCAUUUGCUUAAUUUUCGUAUUUUUGAUCAAGAAGCUAGCAGAAAAUCAGUUUGGAACAACUUUUUCAUUAGAUUAUCCAUUCAUAUUUAAUGUGCCAGGUAUGUAUUCGUGGUACCCUUUCAUUGAUAAUUCAACCUGCUUAGAAUGGUAUGCUUAUGACUUUGAAAAAAAUGCUACUGAUUCAACACGUUCAUUUGUGGGAUAUAAUAAUGGUGUUGAUGAAGAAUAACCUCAAGGACUGCUAAAAAAUAUUUUCUAAAAUAAAAACAAAUGCUAAUUCGAGCCAAAAUAUAAUGAAAAAACAGUUUCAAGAAAUGUUCCCUUUUUCAAGAUGCCACCUGAAAACACCUCUAUUAAUGAAGAAAUUUACGAAUCACUUCAAAUUCUUAAUGAAGUUCCUUACUAAAGAGGAAUUGAUUUAAACAGUCUCGAUAUCAUUCCAGAUGGUGCUGUAUAAUUUUAGGAAGCUUCUAAAGAAAAACUUGUCUACAAAGUAUAAAUUAAUGAUCUUCGUAUCCCUGAAUACCAUAGAAAUAAUGGUAUUACUAAAUAUAGAUUCAAAUUAGAAAAUAUGGAAUAGCCUGUAAGUGAAUUAAGAGUUGCUGAGGGCUAAAUUAGUUUAAUUGAUUUAAUAAGCAGAGCUUAUUUGUAAACAUUUAACGAAAACGUAUGGCUAGUAUCAGGUAUAUAAUAUAUGCCUUUAGUAGGAGAAGAUAAAGCCUUCAUUAUGCGUAUUAUCAGUAUUACAGGUGCUUCACUGUAUCCUCUUGCUCUUUCUUUGCUUUUACCUAUAUUUAUGUAUGUAAUUGUUCUUGAAAAAGAAGAAAAGUUACUUGAAAUGAUGAAGAUGAAUGGUAUGAGAAUGAAAGAUUAUUGGUUAAUGACUUUUCUCUUUUCUUUGACCUUGACAUUAUUGACUUACACUCUAUUUUAUCUCUUUGGCUACUUUAUUUUAGGCCUUUCCUUUUUCACUGAGACUUCUCUCAGUUUAUUGUUUGUUUGCUUCUUUGGAUGGGGUUUGAGUUAAAUUGCUCUUUCAUUUUUCUUUUAAGUUUUCCUCUCUAAGGCUAGAUCAGCCACAAUUAUUGGUUAUUUACUUUCUAUAUGGACCAGUUUAAUUGCAGUCACAAUAAAUGCAGCUGUAUAUCCUGAUCCCUAUUAAUUACCAUUUACUAUGAGACUUUACCCUCCUCUAGGAUUUUCACGUUUAAUGUACAUCUUCUCUUUUGCUUGCUCUAAUGGCUAGUGUUUCCGUCGUUGGGAUAGCAUUACUGAUGAAAUUAAAGAUUGUAUUAUUUUCUUGUAUGUCGGAUUUGUAGUUUUCACUCUUUUAGGUGUUUAUCUUCAUGAAGUUAUCCCCUAAGAAUUUGGUACUUAGCAACAUUGGUUAUUUUGCUUGAGAAAGUUAAGAAAAAGAAAUAAAGGUAAUGAUUUUGACUCUAGUAUGGUUAACUAAAAUUAUGAGGGGCUUUAGGAAGAUGAAGAUUCAAAAUAAGAAAGAGAAUUUGUCCGUAACAUUGAAGACCAUAGCUAGUAUCCACUUGUCAUUCGUGAUUUAAGAAAAGUUUACAAGCCUGUUGGAGGUAGACCUGAGCAUGUAGCUGUGAAAAAUUUAUCUCUUCAUGUAAAAAAGGGUGAAAUUUUUGGUUUACUCGGACCUAAUGGUGCUGGUAAAACAACUCUUAUUUCUAUGAUUACAGGUGUUUAUGCUCCAACCAAAGGUAACGCCUGGAUUGCUGGAUAUGAUAUAGUUAAUAAUAUAGAAAUGGUUCACUUGAAUAUGGGUGUGUGUCCAUAGUUUGAUUUAUUAUGGCCAGAUUUAACAGUUGAAGAACAUUUACUUUUUUAUGCUAGACUUAAGGGUGUUGCUCCAUCAGAAGAAAAGGCUAAAGUAGAAAGAGCUAUGAAAGAGGUAUAUCUUGAAUAAAAGGCUAGCUAUAAAACUGCAGAAUUAUCUGGAGGUAUGAAGAGAAGACUUUCAGUAGCUAUAUCAUUAGUUGGUGACCCUAGCAUCAUCUUUUUAGAUGAACCUUCAACCGGUCUUGAUCCUAAGAAUCGUAGAAAGCUUUGGGAUAUUUUAAGUGAGUGCAGAGGAAAAAGAGCUAUGGUUUUGACAACACACUCUAUGGAAGAAGCUGAUGUUUUAUGCAGCAGAAUAGGUAUCAUAACUAAUGGAUCUUUGAGAUGUAUUGGGUAAUCAGUAACUUUAAAGAAGAAUUACGGUAAAGGUUAUCACCUUUAUAUCAAUUGUGAGAAAAAGAAGUAACAAGAUAGAUCAGCAUUUGAUGAAGAAAGCCAUCAAUCAGAUAGUGGAACAUAAGAGGAGAUUAAAGACAAUCUAUUCAAAUACAUAGAUCAAAUUAUACCAAAGAAUGAAAAGAAGCCAUCUUUCAAUAUGAACUUUAUUUUCUAGAUUCCAAAUGAUAAUCUUAAGGUCUCUCAAAUUUUUGAUUUGCUUGAGAAAGAAAAGACUCGUUUAAAAAUAUCAGAUUGGGGUAUUUCAUAAUCUAGUUUAGAAGAUGUAUUCAUGAGCAUUGUAGAAACUGCAGAAUAAUGA
Messenger RNA from Tetrahymena thermophila SB210, 2799 nucleotides. RefSeq names its product transporter family ABC domain protein. Gene Ontology annotation, molecular function: ATP binding; ABC-type transporter activity; lipid carrier activity. The record is from RefSeq and is a predicted model, not a curated record. Gene Ontology annotation, biological process: transmembrane transport; lipid transport. The transcript has 11 exons. Lineage: Eukaryota; Ciliophora; Oligohymenophorea; Hymenostomatida; Tetrahymenidae. Gene Ontology annotation, cellular component: intracellular membrane-bounded organelle; membrane.